Molecule: messenger RNA, 1670 nt
Organism: Helicoverpa zea (corn earworm)
Lineage: Eukaryota; Metazoa; Arthropoda; Insecta; Lepidoptera; Noctuidae
Gene: Non2
Product: upstream activation factor subunit spp27
Exons: 4
Coding region: 132-815 (227 amino acids)
Cellular component (GO): nucleus
Source: RefSeq, a predicted model, not a curated record
AAGUGGUAUUCGGAUAAUUUCGCAACGACGCCGUGUUGCACAUAGCGCGUAGGUAUAUUAUUGUGUGGCUCGCGCACGCUAGCUCUUCUCAGUUUCUCAAGAAAGAAAAGUACCCGGUGAAGUGAAGAAAAAUGGCUGAUUCGGAGCCUGAAAUUAGUAAGGAGGAACUUCAAAAACAAAUUGAAGAAAUCCUGUACCAUGCUAGUCUUGACAAGAUCUCGACCAAGAAGGUCAUACAACAGCUGGAGCAGAAGUUAGGAGUAGACUUAUCUAAGAAGAAGACAAUGAUCGACCAGAUGGUGAUGGACUAUGUCAACGACAUGGAGUCGGAAGACGAGGGUUCAAUGGAUGAUGAAGAAGAAGUACCAGCACCACCACCUAAAGCGGUGAAGAAGUCUAAGAAACAACGCAAUGAUGAUGACGAUGAUGAAGAAAAUGAUGAUAGCAAUGAUAGUGAUUGGGGGUCUGGUGGCAAGAAGAAGAAGGUUGAAGAAAAGAAAAAGAAAGCAGCUCCUAAAUCUAAGAAAGAAAAGGCAAAGAAGGGCGGUGGUGGAGUAACGAAACGUCGCAAGGGCAGCGGCUACACAAAGGCUUGCAAGCUAUCCCCAGCCCUCGCAGAACUUAUGGGCGAGAGCGAACUACCCAGACACGAGGUCGUCAAACGCGUGUGGGCAAUCAUCAAGGAGAAGCAACUCUUCGACCCCAAGAACAGACAGUUCGCUAUCUGCGACAAAGCGCUUUUCAAAGUCAUAGGUGAGGAGAGCUUUCACACGUUCAGCAUGAUGAAAUACUUAAAAAAUCAUUUCUUGGACUAAACUUUGUAGUUGGUAAGACUGGAUGGAUCUAAGUCAGUAUUCGGUGAUGUCUUCGCAUUUUUUACAAUGUACGUCUCUCGUAUGUUGUUUUGAUGAUGUUCUUAAGGGGUUUUCAAAAUAAGCUAAUAGUAGUUGAUUGAUUCAUUUCACAUAAGGUUACAUAAGUGUAACUCGCAAUAUAAUGUAAUACUAAUAAUAAUACUUUUCGACAUCUGAAUGUUUGAAUAUAUUGAUAGAUUUGAGGCUCUCUUAAAGUGCUAGCUUUCUUUAAAACCGUGAUUUUGUUCAAUUUGUGUAAGAUUACAUACCUAAAAGGUAAAAACCACAAGUUUUCUUUUUUCUAUAGUGUUAGGCAGCUUUAAGUUUCAACAAUAAUGAUUAUUUUUCCACGUAUCUAUCCAUUUUAAGGUUGCUUAUUUUUUAAUAAAUUAGAUUUGAUCUAAUAUUGAAUUUGUUGCAUUGUACAAUGCGUUUAUUUAAAACUUAAAGCUAAUGGUACUUGUGUAUCCAAAUCUUCGUAAAAUAAAAUGAAUAAGUGAUGCUAGUUUUUGAAAUUAUACAAAAACUAGGCGAUAUUUUAUUUGAAAGGACUAAUUAAAUAUAUGAAAACAAAUUAUAUUGAUCUUUGAUAUUUUACACGUGGAUUUGGAUGCAAAUAAAACGUAUUUCUUAAGGCAUAUGUGAGAUUUCUCACCAUAUCGUCAUAGAUGUCAUUUUAAAAAGUAACCUUAUUCCGAAUAUUUAAGAGCCAUUUUUCAUUGUAAUUCUAAACAUUUUAAUAUCAUAGUUCAGAUUUUACUCAUAAGCAAUAAUAAUGAUUCAUUCAAUUUUAGACCUUAAAACUGUAUGCAUAAA